AUGGCUCCCCUAUGGGCUGCUCAGCCUUUCAAAGCGAGUUAUUGCAUAUUCUUCUCGCUAAAGACUAUUCUGCUCUUAUCAACAUUAUCAAUCCGCUAUGUAUUCAAGUCUCUUCGCCCUAUCCGCGAAUUGGAUUUCGGCGUGUGCUUGAAGAUAGCGUUACUUCACAACGCUUUCCGCCUUUUCACGGCGAUACGCUACCAGUAUCCAAGGCAGCUGGAAGCUGGAAAGUUGGGAGACAGAUUCGCCUUGAUCUCCCCACCUGACCCAACGCUCUUUUCCGGAGCUUUGGCUUCUCCAGAUAUCAAACCGGCUCCUGUCGGGGCAAUUUGGCACCCAAGUCCAGUUCGACAAGGCCAGGGAAAUGGCCAAAAGGUCAUAAUACAAUUCUCUGGCGGCGCUUUUGUACUUGGUUGGGAUCCAAAUGCGGCACCCAAACUCCUCUCCGGUUUUCUCACAACACACUUCAAAACGGCUAAACUAUUAUAUGUGCAAUACCGGCUAGCCGCCCCUGGAACACACUUCCCUGCUCCUCUUCAAGACGCAUUAACAGCAUAUAACUACGUCCUCAGCUUAGGAGUUGCACCUGAUGAUAUCAUUCUCUGCGGAGAUUCAGCGGGUGGCAAUAUUGUCAUUGCUUUACUGCGAUACUUAGAGACGUUUCCGGGAAAGCUUCCUUCGCCAGGUGGUGCUAUAGUGUGGUCUCCGUGGGUUCACGUGACAUCUCAUGCCGGCCAGGACUAUAAGGAUUCGCGGAACUCAGACAUUGAUCUCCUAUAUGCGCCCCUACUAGAUUGGGGGGCAAAUACAUACAUACCGAAGGGUGAUCUGACCCCGGCAGCACAAGCGUUGAUCUCGCCAUUACAUCACCCUUUCCAAACCAAAACGCCUAUAUUCAUACAGGCUGGGACACACGAGGCAUUUUAUGAUGCGAUACGCAGUUUCUCAGGCGAGAUGACUAAUGUAGAGGGCAAUCGAAUUAGAUUCCACGAGACAAAAUUCGUUCUGCAUGAUCUUUUUUUAUCUAACAUGAUACUACAUAUGGACACGAAAGUGCAGGCAGCCGUUGAAGAUGCCCAGGCAUUCUUCGAGGAAAAGACCUAA
Molecule: messenger RNA, 1104 nt
Organism: Daldinia vernicosa
Lineage: Eukaryota; Fungi; Ascomycota; Sordariomycetes; Xylariales; Hypoxylaceae
Product: alpha/beta-hydrolase
Exons: 2
Coding region: 1-1104 (367 amino acids)
Molecular function (GO): hydrolase activity
Source: RefSeq, a predicted model, not a curated record